Molecule: messenger RNA, 1659 nt
Organism: Cinclus cinclus
Lineage: Eukaryota; Metazoa; Chordata; Aves; Passeriformes; Cinclidae
Gene: POC1A
Product: POC1 centriolar protein A
Exons: 9
Coding region: 470-1621 (383 amino acids)
Biological process (GO): cilium assembly
Cellular component (GO): ciliary basal body; centriole
Molecular function (GO): protein binding
Source: RefSeq, a predicted model, not a curated record
CUGACUUUGGUCAAUAUUUUGUCACAAGGGAGAGGUGUUGGAGGGAGAAGUAGCCAGGGUGCUUUUAAGUCACCAACUAACUGGUCUUCUCUGCUUAAUAAAUUAAGCAGAAAUAAUCUGUAGUGACAUUUAACCUGCUGCAGCUGAUACCUGCCUCUGCCAAUAAGAAAGUGAUGAGAUAACCUCCAUUUCCUGAGUGUGUGGAAGAUUUGCAACCUGUGUGGCUUCUGCCUCUGCAGCUCUUGUAUGGCUGGACUCUUGGAAGUAAAUUGUCAGUCCAAAGUAAUGCAUUGCUGGCCUUGUUUUUUUUUUUUUUUAAUUACUAAUGUAAUUAUAUACAUGACGAUAAUGAAAUACACAGCUUUCAGUAGGCUGGUGAAGCUUUAGAGGACAAUGUUUUGAGACUGCUGGAAGCUAUGAUGGUGAACUGAGUGUGAAAUGUAGUUUUGGAGAAGUAAUUGGGGAACUAAUGCAAGUGUGGUUUUGUUUUUCCUUUUUUAUUUCAGCAAGUGGCUCAAUGGAUUCAUGCCUGAUGAUCUGGAGUAUGAAGCCUCAGAUGAGAGCCUAUCGCUUUGUGGGCCACAAAGAUGCAGUUUUGUGUGUCCAGUUCUCACCUUCUGGUCACCUUGUGGCUUCAGGCUCUAGAGACAAAACAGUCCGUUUGUGGAUCCCUAGUGUCAAAGGAGAAUCGACUGUGUUCAAGGCUCACACAGGAACUGUGAGAAGUGUUCAUUUCUCCAGCGAUGGCCAGUCCUUAGUUACAGCUUCCGAUGACAAAACAAUCAAAGUGUGGACAGUUCACAGGCAGAAGUUUCUGUUCUCACUGAACCAGCACAUCAACUGGGUUCGCUGUGCCAGAUUCUCUCCUGAUGGACGAUUGAUAGUGUCAUCCAGUGAUGAUAAAACUGUCAAGCUGUGGGACAAAACCAGCAGGGAAUGCAUCCACUCCUUCUGUGAGCAUGGAGGGUUUGUGAACCACGUGGAUUUCCAUCCCAGCGGAAACUGCAUUGCCGCGGGGGGCACGGACAACACGGUGAAGCUGUGGGAUGUCAGGAUGAACAGACUGCUUCAACAUUACCAAGUGCACAGCUCUGUGGUCAACAGUCUGUCCUUUCAUCCCUCUGGAAACUAUCUGGUUACUGCUUCCAGUGAUUCAACUCUUAAGAUUCUGGACUUAUUAGAAGGAAGACUUCUCUAUACUCUUCAUGGUCACCAGGGACCAGCUACCUGUGUAGCAUUUUCAAGAGAUGGAGACUUAUUUGCUUCUGGAGGUUCUGAUGAACAGGUGAUGGUGUGGAAGACUAACUUUGAUGCUGAUUAUGGUGAAGCAGUGAAACCCCAAAAAUAUGGCAGCAGUGUGGAUGGGACUCAUGGCACUGGGCAGUCAGAAAUGGAUUGUGGCAUUCAUCAUAAGAAAACAAAAACUCAGGAUUCUAGUAGGACCCAUGAGCAGCAAGAGGAGGAGACCAGUCUUGCAAAUACCCUGGAGCAUAUUAUAGGACAGCUGGAUGUUCUGACUCAGACAGUUUCCAUCCUGGAGCAGAGGCUGACACUCACUGAAGACAAGCUGAAGGAAUGUCUUGAGAAUCAGCAGAAAAUCAUUCAGAACAAAACAAACUGAUUUCCUAAGAUCAGACAGGAGGUGAAGGCAUUGGGAGG